Messenger RNA from Corticium candelabrum, 797 nucleotides. RefSeq names its product cilia- and flagella-associated protein 90-like. Lineage: Eukaryota; Metazoa; Porifera; Homoscleromorpha; Homosclerophorida; Plakinidae. The record is from RefSeq and is a predicted model, not a curated record. The coding region runs from base 94 to 570 and encodes 158 amino acids. The transcript is spliced from 4 exons.
CUUGAUCCUCCCAUCACGUGACGUCUCCCAUAGCAACAUUCGUUUGCUCGUUGUUCUGUUUUAACUGUUCCGUCAGACAUCUAACAAAGGGCGAUGGCAUAUCCAGGAGAAGGCUACAACAUGUCAAAUUACGGCCUAAAGACUUACACACCGGAACAAAUGAAAGAACAGUGGAGAGAAGCGUGCGAGCAUGAGAUACAAGCAACCAAGAACCGAAUCGUGACUACAGAGACACGAAGACCUCCUCAAACAGAAGGAAACGACGUGGGAGAGGCAAUCAAUUACUAUAACACCUCGAAACAGCACGUGACUGGGUCCACCUACGAUCGUAUGUUUCACGUCAAGGAAGGCUACUGCAGCAAAUUGCAUCGAGAUGACCGAGAGCACACGCAACAUCUGGACGUUCAUUCGGAGGAAAAAGUCAAAGCAGUUCCUGUCCUGUCGUCGUCUCAUUACGGUCACCGGCAAUCACUGGAGAAUCCAUCUAGAGCGCAUGUGCGAGUCGCUCUUGUGAAGAGAGACUUUUACCGAUUCGGUGGUACAAACAUACCCCUUGGCGGUUCAAACUAGUGACCGCAGCAAAUCGACGGACUGAAUGUGUACGCGUACACGACUAGACUAAUUAAUACACUCAAACUGUAAAUGUCAUAGGCUAAUAAUUAUUGGUUCCAGUGCUAACUUAAUAAUGGAAGCUUAUUUCAUUCCCAUGCACUUGUACCUGUGUGCGAACCAGGACAAUUUCUAGAGGAGGGCGUCCGCAUAUAAAACAUGGGCGUGGACAUGAGCUUUUUUCUAGG